Lolium rigidum is the source of this 2339-nucleotide messenger RNA. RefSeq lists its product as uncharacterized. The transcript has 4 exons. The coding region runs from base 1 to 2148 and encodes 715 amino acids. Lineage: Eukaryota; Viridiplantae; Streptophyta; Magnoliopsida; Poales; Poaceae. The record is from RefSeq and is a predicted model, not a curated record.
AUGGAGUCCGCCUCGGGGCAAUCCGCCGCCGCCGCCGCCGCCAAACCCCAAUCCCAAUCCCAAUCCCCUUCUCCUCCGAUGGCGCAGUCUGACGCCGACCAGUCCCCGAAGGCGAUGACGACGGCGGAGGUGGCGGCGGCCAUCGCGGCGCUGCCCGCCAAGAAAGACGCUCUACGCCAGGCCUUCGACCGCCUCGCCGCCUGCUCGCCCUUCCCGCUUCCCUUCGCCUGGGUCGAUCUCGACGCCCACAUCUCGUCCAUCCAGUCCUCCAUCUCACUGCGCUACCGCCAGCUACAGGUCCUCGAGUCGGCCCGCCCCGCUCCCGUUCUCGCACCAGUCCCAACCGGCGACGAGGAGACUAGCGAGGAGGAAGAGGAAGAGGAAGAGGAAGUGGAAGAGGUGGAGGUGGAAGAAGAGGAAGAGGAGGUUGAAGAAGUGGAAGAAGAGGAAGAUGAGGUUGAAGAAGUGGAAGAGGAGGUUGAAGAAGAGGAGGAUGCAGAUGCCAGCAAUGUGGGAAACAAGGAGGAAAAGGCCGAUGAGGAGAUGUUAGAGGCUCAAGAAGAGGAGGUGAAAGAGCAUAAGAAAUUGGUGGCCAAUGACAAGGAGCACAAGGUCCACAAGGCAGAGAAAGGUGAAGAGGAGCAUGAGGAGUCUGACCGUGAGAUGGAGGAAGCCAAGAAGGGUUUGUUGAAAGGAGUGUAUCCGGGUCUUCAAGGUCUUGUAAAGGCCUGUGCUACCAUGAACACCGCAAGUCUGGUGAACAUCGUGUUUAACAAUAAUAUUCCGCGGCACGAACACAUCGUGGCAGUACGCCACGCAAAAGACGCUGCUGCUCUUAUCCUUGAUGUUGUCAGACGAUUUCUGCCCAACAAAAACACCAAGACCGGCAAGGUCUGGGAAAAUUGUGUUACGCUUAUCCGAUGUGUGCCUUUGGUCGAACCCAAGCUUUCUGUGCACACCACAGAGCAAGCCAAGCAGCUUGCAAAGGAUUGGAAGAAGAUGAUCGAUAAGGAGGGGGGUUGUGGGGAUCUUGGCUACCUGUCCUCAUGGGCCUUCCUGUACUUCCUCAUUUCUUACAACAUUGUAUCAGAAUUUGAUGUUCGGGAGAUCAUACGUCUCUUUGGCACUGUCCCACGCAAAUAUCAGAGGAAGGACUGCAUCGAUCUCUGCAAUGGUCUUGGUCUCGUCAGUAGGAUCAAUGACUUAAUUGAUUAUUUGGUUGGAAAUGGACAAGAGUUGAGCGCCAUACGAAUCACGCAGGUUCUUAAACUGGUGGACAAAUAUCCACCUCUUUCUCUUCUGGAGGGAUAUAUCGAAAAGGCAAAACGGACUGCUCUGGAGUUAUUUAGCAAGAAUGCAUCGGACAAGUCUCUGAAUCCGGCUAGAACAAGGGAGAUAGGAAAUCUAUGGUUUGCACGUACUAUUGUUAAACAGCAACAGGCUGAUUCUAGCAAAUCGAUUGCUAUCUUGGAAGAAAUUAAAAACUUGUUAGCUGAGUAUGGAAAGAGCCGUAAUUUAAUAAAUGGCUCUGCUGCACCGAAACUAAAUUCAUGUCAGCAGCAAAAGAACCAGCUGCAGAAGGAAAAGCGAAAAUACAAGAAGCGCAAGAAGGAGCAGCAGCAACAUGAGGGAGAAGCUAGGCAGGUGCAGGGGAAACAAAGAAAGCUGCAAGGGAACCAGGAACAGCCACAAGAGAAGCGGCAGCAACUUGCACAACACAAGCCACAAGAGAAGCGGCAGCAACUUGCACAACACAAGCCACAAGAGCGCAAGGACCAACAGAGACACGAGGAUAAGGGGCAAGGGCACCAUAAUGCACAAGCGAAAAAGCAGAAACAGCAGCAACAACAAAUUGAGCCAGUACAGAGGCCUCAGCAGCAGUUAAACCAGCCAAGGCCAUGCAUUACCAAGCAGUCUAAGCUAGCAACACCAGUUGGUCCUUCCUCAAGAUCUGUACCAGCUGCGGUUCCAAGUGUGGCACAUAUUAGUCCCAUUGGGCGUCAGCCAUUUGCUGUAAUGCCUGGAGCUUCGCAACCACAUCUUCCGGGAAUUCAAGGUCGACCAUUUGCAGCAAAUGGUGUACCUCCUCAAUAUAAUCCUUUCCAGCAAAAUCCUUUAUACAGCCAUCCGUCGUUCUACCCCAGAUAACACUUACCGCAGUGAGUGAAGUACAAGUCAGACGUAAGGAGUAGCAAAGAAUUGCCUGCCAUUUCCCCGUUGAUGUUACUCUUUUGUUAAUUAGUGAACUUACUUAAAAACCGGGAGUAUCCCAUGUGUUGUGAUGUGGUAUUUAUUUCCGAAACAUGUAUAUACUACCUUUUUGUUCAUUUUGCAUCUCA